Molecule: messenger RNA, 1449 nt
Organism: Capronia coronata CBS 617.96
Lineage: Eukaryota; Fungi; Ascomycota; Eurotiomycetes; Chaetothyriales; Herpotrichiellaceae
Exons: 1
Coding region: 1-1449 (482 amino acids)
Source: RefSeq, a predicted model, not a curated record
AUGAAUGACUCCAACGACUCUGAUGAUGCCACUGGCAUCGCAGCUUAUCUUGCAUCAUUGCUGGAAGAGCGGCUCUCUGUCAUCGAGUCAGUAUAUUUACAGUCGCCUAGAAAUAUCCAAAUAAUUCUCCGACGCCAACUGGGAAGGAACCUUGGUAAGAAGGAAGAAGGUGGUCAUCAGCCAGUCUGUCGCAUCCAGGGCGAACAAGCCCUGCUAGAGGCAUUGCGCCUGCUACCUUUCGCAGAUGCUCUAUUCACACUCGCUCGCAUUUAUGACGCGGGCCAUAUUGCGCUCUGCAAAGACUACGGCUCAGCGAAAAAGGGCAAACCUCAUAAUGUUCAUUUUGUCAGAGAUCCAUGCAUUGAUGUCAGCCGCCUCACAGAAGGAAUUCUACAAGACCAACAAAAGCGCCAUGAUGAAAUCAGACUAGUCACCGGUGAUGGGCUGCCAAAUGUUCUCGAGGCUACUUGGAUACCGGUCGCUACAAUGAACUUCGAUCAUCUGCCAACCCUUGAGUCCCUCUCGGAAAUACUGCCUGGUGAAGUCUCUCCCGGUAAGGAAUAUGCUGGCAUUGGAGGCGGGGGAGGCUCAGACAUAAUUAGUGCAAGUCUCGUGGGCCAUCUUCUUCGGCGAAAUGGCAAAGAAAUGGACCUUCUCGUCUCCACCCGAACAUGGCGAACCGGUUCACAAGGCAAGGCAGGCUCGAAAAUAGGCGUCAAGCGCGAAGUGCAACAUCACGGCGGACCUGCAAUGCUAGCUGGCAAUGCUAUUGCGGGGACCUAUCAUAUAACACCGGAGACCUCGACGGAAGGCCGCGACCUCGAAACAGUCCCUAUUCAGCACCAUAACAACAUUUAUAUCGUCCUCGACCAAGGUGAGGAGCCAGAUGGAAUUCCUGAGGACGAAAAGGCAGAUCUGCCUCAACAAUUUCGCGCUGUUUUGUCACAAUGCUCCAAGUUGGACACGGUCAUCGUUGUCGACACAGGCGGAGAUGUAUUCGGUGGUGACUUUGUAGGAUUCAGCACGCCUGACCAAGAUGUGAGAGUUCAGCGCGCGGUAGCCCAACUCCGCAACACGUAUCCAAAUCUGGUGACCGCGGUGCUGGCUCCGGGUGUGGACGCGCCUGCUGAUGCGCCAGAGAAGGCUAAGCUGGCUGGUGGCAAAAUCUACAAAUUGACCGCCGAAGAGCGGGAUCUCUUGCUCGAUAUCCUCAGUGGUGAAUAUCGGAUGGACGGCUCGGACCCAGAUCGAUUUGGCAAGACAAAUCUUUGUCUCCAGGCGGCAUUGAAGGGUGAGCGAGGCUGGACGUGUUUGGAUCUUCCCACGCAUGUCCUGGAUACAUGGGACAACCCGUGGAGCUGUUUCGCAUAUGUCCGGGAAUGCAUGUGCGACCUUAUACUGAUGCCGCUGCAGGAUCUGUUGCCCCUGAUUGAUCCGGGAGCAGUGUGA